Chilo suppressalis (striped riceborer) is the source of this 2367-nucleotide messenger RNA. NCBI's taxonomy places the organism in Eukaryota, Metazoa, Arthropoda, Insecta, Lepidoptera, Crambidae. The record is from the annotation of a GenBank genome assembly.
CUUUACCAAUAGGGAAGAAUUGAACUAAAAGAAACUAUACUUUACGGAAGUUAUCUCGUGAUUUGUGAAAUCUACAAAUUCUCAAUAAUGUUGUGGCGGCGACACCAUUAAAAUGCAAAAAGAGACACUAUUUAAUAUUCUGUGAAUGUACGGAAGUGUAAAAUAAAUGGGUUACAAAUUGAGCUCUUCAAGAUGCCUCGGUGUUUGUUUGGGCUUAACAUUCAUUAUGGGUUGCUAUUUAGCCUCGUUACCAAUACAAAACGAGAGAGCGGCAUUACCUAAACCAAUAAAGCAUAUAAUUAGCUCGUUUUCGCCGGCAAAAAAACGCCUAGCUAUAAUCGUACCAUUCAGAGAUCGGUUCGACGAACUGUUGGAAUUCGUUCCGCACAUGUACAACUUCUUGAACAAGCAAAGAAUACCCUUCCACAUAUUUGUUGUGCAGCAGAAAGACAACAAUCGUUUCAACCGAGCGUCUCUCAUCAAUGUUGGAUUUCUACAUACAAGAAAUGACUAUGACUACAUUGCGAUGCAUGAUGUAGACUUGAUGCCGAUCAAUGACAACUUGAGUUACAAGUAUCCUGCCUCAGGACCUUACCAUAUCUCCUCACCGCAAACACAUCCUAAAUACCACUAUGACACUUUCAUCGGAGGGAUUUUGUUAAUCAACAAAGAGCAUUAUGAGCUUGUUGAUGGCAUGUCGAACAAUUACUGGGGCUGGGGGUUGGAAGAUGAUGAGUUUUAUGUGCGACUUAAAGAUGCGGGAUUGAAGGUAACAAGACCAACCAACAUCACAACUGGACCAGAUAAUACAUUCAAGCAUAUUCACGACAAGACGUACCGCAGGCGUGAUAUGCGCAAAUGCUACAAUCAACGCGAGGUGACGCGCCGCAGAGACCGUGUGACCGGCUUACACAAUGUCUUGUACAAGUUGUGGAGCACUCACAACGUUACUAUCGACCAGCUGGCCAUAACCGUACUCAAUGUGGAAUUAUUAUGCAAUAAGACUGCUACACCUUGGUGUCAGUGCCCAGAACCCAUGAAACCUAAGCCUAGUUUGAAGCAGACUUGAGUGCCUUUGUUAAAAGUAAAGAAAUGGUAAUGUGUAGUAUCUGGAGAUAUCCUAGAGGUUGUCAUAUGGCAAUUUCAGUAUAGUAAAAUUUAUACUGUUCAAAUUGACCAUUUGAUUUUAUAGCAGUUAAGUAUCUGUAUAUGGUGAUUUGGCCUGUAUUGUUCUGUAAGGCCGGGACUCCACCAAAGCAAAGAUGUGUGCAGUGUGCUAUGCAAGAAGAGAUGUUUUUCAGCUCAGGUGUGAGGAGUUGAGUGCUGAAGUGAGUUGCUGGCAGGUGAGAGGAGGGAGGGUGACACCCCUCACAUUUCUCGUCUCCACUGCGCGUCGCGUCGUCCGCGCACAGAUCACAUCUCCGCUUCCAUCGCGCCAUACAAAUAUUACACAUCUCCGCACAGCGAUCUCUACUAAAGCUGAGCGGAGAGGAGAUUCAAUAACACAGUUCUAUUGGUUGUUUAAAAAACAUCUCCACUCUGCUCGUCUCAUCUCCGCUUUGGAGAACUCCCGGCCUGAAUCAGGAGGGCCUGUAAAUUAUUUUAUUUCCAGGAUACCUCCGUCAUGAUAAUUUCCUAAAUAUUUACAGUGUUAUGACAUUCUACCUUUCAAUCCCACAGGCAACUGUUAAAUUGUUUCAUCUGUUCUCUUCUUAUCAUUUAAAUUUAUAAUAACAAAAAAAACUUACCUACCUGUGGUAAUAGGUUAUACUAUUUGUGACAUUGUUGCUCGACAGCCGAUGCUCAUUGGUUACCCACUACUGGGGUACAAACCUUCCCUAUGGCUUGAAUAUCAUCACAACGCAGGCUCAGUGUGCCUUGGUGGGUGCUUGCAGAUGCAGGACCAAAUCCUGCCUUUCGAAAGAAGAGCGACUCUAGAUAAUCCUUGGUUACCUAUCGUAUAAAUUACGAAAUUUGCUUAACUUUACUCCCGCAAACCGAACACGCUGAGCACUGCGCCAUCGAACUCCUCGUAAUUAGUUACGCUUUACCUUGAAUAUGAAUCAAGAUUAUUUUUAAAAUUUUGUAAUUUUAUUCAGUUUAUGCCAGGGAUGGGCAAACUACGAUCCGCGGGCCAUCACCGGCCCUUGAAUGGUGAAAUACGGCCAUCAAACAUAAAUAAAUGAAAGGUUAGUUACCUUCCUUUUCACCAAAAGGUAACAACUUUCGACAAGGACCACCAUGCUACCGAAACUUACCGAUUUACUUCGGAAAUCGUAAGUGGACCGCGAUAGAUUCUAAUAGUAAAUAUUGGCACGAUAAGGGAAAAUUUUGGCCAAUCCUGGAUUAUGCUCAAUAGCAUAAUCC